Molecule: messenger RNA, 489 nt
Organism: Coffea arabica (coffee)
Lineage: Eukaryota; Viridiplantae; Streptophyta; Magnoliopsida; Gentianales; Rubiaceae
Source: RefSeq, a predicted model, not a curated record
AUGGGUCUUACUGGUACCAUUCCUCCGCAACUGGGGAAUCUGUCCUUUCUUAUCUCCCUCGACAUGAUGGGAAACAAUUUCCAUGGAGAACUCCCCAAUGACUUAGCCCGUUUGCGCCGAUUAAGAAUCCUUAACUUAGGUGUCAACAAUUUCACUGGAGAGCUUCCUUCAUGGCUUGGUUCCUUACAAAAAUUGCAAUACUUGUCCCUAAGAAACAAUAGCUUUACAGGUUUUAUCCCACCUUCUAUCUCCAACAUAUCAAAUUUUGAGGUAUUAUGGCUGUCCUUCAAUUCUUUUCAAGGAAGCAUUCCCAAUGGCAUUGGGAAUCUCCAUUAUUUGAAGAGAUUGAUCAUUGAGGCAAAUUUUGUUACCGGUUCAGUGCCAUCUGAUAUUUUCAAUAUUUCUUCAUUGGAAUUGAUUUCCCUUAGGAGUAAUAGCUUAUCUGGUAGUCUUCCUGAUAUGUGCCUUCGUCUUCAACAACUUUCAUAG